Diprion similis is the source of this 2532-nucleotide messenger RNA. Its product is annotated as zinc finger protein 583-like. The record is from RefSeq and is a predicted model, not a curated record. The transcript has 8 exons. Gene Ontology annotation, molecular function: DNA-binding transcription factor activity, RNA polymerase II-specific; zinc ion binding; RNA polymerase II cis-regulatory region sequence-specific DNA binding. NCBI's taxonomy places the organism in Eukaryota, Metazoa, Arthropoda, Insecta, Hymenoptera, Diprionidae. Gene Ontology annotation, cellular component: nucleus. Gene Ontology annotation, biological process: regulation of transcription by RNA polymerase II. The coding region runs from base 413 to 2404 and encodes 663 amino acids.
AAACAUAGCCCCAACGUUUAUGAUAUCAUUAGAAACUCGCUUCCGGGUCGACGGUAUUUCAAGUGUAGCUAUAACAAUGAAACAUACUACGUUUCCUACGCGAUUGUUUAAAUAAUUAUCUUUGUCUUUCGUUAAAACGAAUGUAGUUAAAAGACAAAAAUUCAUUCUCUGAUCGUGAGUAGCAGAAUGGACAGUUGGCGUGGUCCGGCAACGUUAAGAGCACCAACAGCGUCUCCGAUCGUCUUUUGUUUACAACAGGAUUUUCAACGUGUUCGUCUGCUCUAACCGCAAAUAAUGCGGUUUGCCAUGACAGUUUGACAGUUCUCUGGGUCAUAUAAUAACCACUUAAAUAUCGCCUUAGUUCAAUAAACUCUCGUCUAACGUCGAGAUCAAGGACUUGAUUUCAAUAAUAAUGUCUGGCGUUGACCUGUGUCGACUCUGUGCCGAAGCAAAAGACAAACUUAUAGGUAUAUACGACGCUGAAGGUCAGAAGUUGGGACUCGAGUUGAAGAUAUUAAAGUGUCUUCAAAUUCAGGUCGUGAUCAAUGACAGCUUACCGCUUGGGGUAUGCUUAGAGUGUUGUGUGCAGCUCGACAAGUGCAGUGAUUUUUUUGAAAAAACUCAUCAGGCGCAAAGUUCACUACGCAAUUUGAUUAGCGAGACAAAAUCAGGCGUACAAAUGGGGCGCGUCGAUUUGGAUUACGUCGAAAAGACUAUAGGGCUUCCAAAGGAAGAGCAAAGUCAAGAAGAAGGGAUGUUAGAGUGUCAAUUGUCAGAAAACUACAUCGACGAUUCAGUCAUGUACUUUAAUAACGAGCAAAACAAUGUUAGUGAUAACGAUGACCACGAUAAUAGUGGUGAUGGGCAUGCAAAGUAUAACUCCGAAGAGAUGUUGGAACCUGUUAAUGAGCAGAUUGGUUGCGGGGCUGAAACGAAAAAAAGUUCAAACAAACAAACGAAGAAGAGAACAAAGCGCAAAGCACAGAUACACAAACUUGAGGUACUUGAAUUAGGUAUCACCUCUGAUUUAGAAGAAAAAUGCAAGGACUUGAACACCAAAAUCCAGAUCAAGAUACCUGAUAACUACAUGACAGGUACUGAAUCUGACGUGGAAAUGAUAGAAGCUCGAGCAGCAGAGCCAUCGAAGCCGGGUCGAAAGAGGGGUGAGGGCUUGGACAGGUAUCCCUGGUUAUGCACAGACUGCAACGAUAAGUUGCCUAGUCUUGAAACGCUCGAGAGACACCAUGAAAUUGUUCAUAACCAACAGGCGAAAUUCAUGUGCGUACAAUGCUGCAAUGUGUACGACAAGUAUUACGGAUUCCUUACGCAUGUCAAGAGGCACAAAAACAAAUCCAAAUUCAGCUGUGAGGAUUGUGGAAAAUCGUUCGUUCAUAAAAAAGUAUUAGAAUCACACAAGGCAAUUCAUAGCGAAGAGCGGCCCCAUAUUUGUCAAACAUGUGGCAAAGCAUUCAGGCAGCAAAGCGCUCUCUACAUUCACAGUCGUUGUCACCUGCCGGACACAAUGAAAAAUCGAUAUCAAUGUGACCAGUGCGACAAAAGAUUUUCUACAAAACCAAACUUAGUUACCCACAAACGUAUUCAUUCCGGUGUGAGAAAUUUUACCUGUGACCAAUGUGGUAAAAGUUUUAUACAAAAGGGCAAUCUAGAAGCUCACUUUCUGACACACUCGGCUGAUAAACCGUACACGUGUUCACAGUGUCCCAAAGCGUUUAAGACCCCUCUGCAAUUGAAGAAACACGAAACUGUACACACUGGAGCAAAACCUCAUCAGUGUGCGGUUUGCGGUCGAACAUUCAGAGAAAAAGGAACACUAAGAGAACAUCACAGAAUUCACACAGGUGCAAUGCCGUUCACCUGCGAAUUUUGCGGAAAAUGUUUUCGGUUUAAAGGAAUAUUGACUACCCACAGGCGGCAACACACAGGUGAACGUCCAUACAGUUGCCUAGAGUGUCAACACCAUUUUACAAACUGGCCAAAUUACAAUAAGCACAUGAAACGAAGGCAUGGUAUAAAUACGUCACACACGAAGCAUCUUCAACAACCACAGCAGCAAAUUGACCAUCAACAGCACCAGAAUAAUCCACAGGAAGAUGCCAUUACUAUAGUGCGACAUGAAACACCAACUUCUAUGCAGGUGAUACAAGCCGUUUCCCAUACUUCGGUGGCGCAACCAAUUGUCGUGCAAACGAUUCCAACAACAGGAAUACAAAACCAUCAAACACAAGUACCAGUAACUGUGCAAGAAACUGGGCCCAGGGAGAGAAGUUCGACCUUCUACAACGCUGUUCCUUCAGCACUGCAAAACUUCUUACCUCCAAAUUUGCCAUACAAUUUUUACAAUAUAUCCAAUGCAAGUGAUAGUAAUCUUACCCAAAACAGGUAAAAGUUGGUGAUUACGUCUUACUGUUAUUAAAAAAAAAAUUGCGUAUGCAAAGUGUCGAAGAAUACUUCAGAUAUAAUUCAAUCUGAAGUAUAAUCACACCGAACUUUUGCUAGCACAUGACACCGUAC